This is a messenger RNA of Chenopodium quinoa (quinoa), 2092 nucleotides long. Its product is annotated as serine/threonine-protein kinase STY46-like. The transcript is spliced from 11 exons. NCBI's taxonomy places the organism in Eukaryota, Viridiplantae, Streptophyta, Magnoliopsida, Caryophyllales, Amaranthaceae. Bases 297 to 1610 code for a protein of 437 amino acids. Gene Ontology annotation, biological process: protein phosphorylation. Gene Ontology annotation, molecular function: ATP binding; protein binding; protein kinase activity. The record is from RefSeq and is a predicted model, not a curated record.
AAAUAGGAACGAAUCAAAUCUAAUCCAGUAACUUUUCUGUUUGACAAAUUAUUUAUGAAAUAAAAAAACAAAAUACUCGGUAUCAUAAAUAAUUGAAUAAAGAUAAACAAUAUACUUGUACUCCGUAUAAAAUUAAAAAAAGGCAAAAAAAAAAAAAACAAAAAAAACAAAAACAAAAACAACAAACAGAAUAACGGAUACACACAUUUUCCACUUCCCCCCUUUCUCCCUCUCUUCCUUGAAAUCUCUUCUUCCAAAUUUCCAGAUUCAUUUCUAACCGUCCGAUUAACCGGAGAAUGAGCGACGCCGGUGAAAUUUCGUCAGAAUCACCGUCAAUGGACGGAGCACCGCCGAGCAAAGUAGUGGAGAAGCAAAAGGAUAAGGAUAAAGCUAGGGUAAGCAAAACGUCAGCAAUUCUAUGGCAUGCUCAUCAAAACGACGCCGUUGCGGUCCGGAAGCUUCUAGAAGAAGAUCCUACCCUUGUUAAUGCUAGGGAUUACGAUAAUCGAACUCCUCUUCAUGUUGCUUCGCUUCAUGGUUGGAUCGAUGUUGCUAAGUGUUUGAUUGAUUUUGGCGCUGAUGUCAACGCUCAAGAUCGCUGGAGGAACACCCCUCUAGCUGAUGCCGAAGGUGCAAAAAAACAUGGAAUGCUUGAGCUUUUGAAAACAUAUGGCGGUUUGUCUUAUGGACAAAAUGGGAGCCAUUUUGAACCAAAAGCUGUGCCCCCACCCCAACCAAACAAGUGUGACUGGGAGAUUGACCCUUCUGAGCUGGAUUUUUCGCACUCAGCAAUAAUUGGAAAGGGAUCAUUUGGUGAGAUUUUGAAAGCCUACUGGCGAGGGACUCCAGUUGCAGUUAAGCGCAUACUUCCAUCUCUUUCAGAUGAUAGAUUAGUCAUUCAGGAUUUUAGACAUGAAGUCAUUUUACUGGUGAAGCUUCGUCAUCCUAACAUUGUACAAUUCCUUGGAGCUGUGACUGAGAAAAAGCCUUUGAUGUUGAUCACGGAAUAUUUGAGAGGGGGUGAUCUACAUCAGUAUCUUAAAGAAAAGGGAGCUCUUAGUCCAUCAACAGCUAUAAAUUUUGCAUUGGACAUUGCAAGAGGAAUGGCUUAUCUUCAUAAUGAACCUAAUGUCAUUAUCCACCGAGAUUUAAAGCCAAGGAAUGUUCUCUUAGUCAACUCUAAUGCAGACCAUUUAAAAGUCGGAGACUUUGGACUGAGCAAGCUCAUCAGGGUACAACAUGCUCAUGAUGUAUAUAAGUUGACUGGGGAGACAGGAAGCUACCGUUAUAUGGCUCCAGAAGUUUUCAAGCAUCGGAAAUAUGACAAAAAGGUUGAUGUCUUCUCCUUCGGCAUGAUAUUAUAUGAGAUGAUUGAGGGAGAGCCUCCCUUGUCAAGUUAUGAACCAUAUGAGGCAGCAAGAUAUGUGGCUGAAGGACAUAGACCUACCAUUAGAUCCAAAGGGUUUGUCCCAGAUUUGAAAGAGUUAACUGAACAGUGUUGGGCUGCUGAUAUGAACCAGAGGCCUACCUUUCUGGAGAUUCUUAAGAGACUUGAGAAAAUUAAGGACAAUCUUCCAGCAGAGCAUCACUGGCACUUUUUUUCUGGAUGACAAACUCUGCAUUAUGACGCUUGUGGUCUGACAACUAGCUAGUUAUUCAUGCCAACACUGUUGAUGUCCAAUUCUGGCUUAAGGUAUUGCCAUUUCUAGAUAAAUAGUCCCUUGUUCAUUUUGAAGAGUGAUACACCUGUUUAUUAGCUUCAAUUAUUUUUAAUCGAAUCAUUAGCUAUAUCAGAUUCUAGCCAACACAACCUUAUUCAAACAUUAUAGGUUUCCGACUCCAAAUAUUCAUUCUGAGUCAUAUAUGCCUUGGGUGGGCUUAUUUUAUGACUGGUCGUGUAUACAUAUUAAAAUUACAAUAUUUUUAUGUUCUUUGUAUAUUGUAUUAUUUGUGUACUACGCUUUGUAAUCUGUCAUUUGACAUUUUUUUUUUUCCAUUUUCAUAUGCCUUGUAAAUGACAAGAUUGACAACUGCCUUCUUUGGUAGAUUUUAAGAAGAUAAAGUUAGCAGCUCUUAAGACUGUGUUGUGCAA